AUGCUCAGAUUAUCCUCAAACUCCUCAGAUUAUCCUCAGACUACUCCUCAAACUCCUCAGUCUAAUCCUCAGACUCCUCCUCAGAUUAUCCUCAAACCCCUCAGACUACUCCUCAAACUACUCCUCGGUCUAAUCCUCAGACUCCUCCUCAGAUUAUCCUCAAACUCCUCAGAUUAUCAUCAAACUCCUCAAACUACUCCUCGGUCUAAUCCUCAGACUCCUCCUCAGAUUAUCCUCAAACUCCUCAGAUUAUCCUCAAACUCCUCAGAUUAUCAUCAAACUCCUCAGACUACUCCUCAAACUCCUCAAAUUAUCCUCAGACAACUCCUGAAACUACUCCUCAGACAACUCCUCAGAUUAUCCUCAAACUCCUCAGACUACUCCUCAGACUACUCCUCAAACUACUCCUCAGACUACUCCUCAAACUCCUCAGAUUAUCAUCAAACUCCUCAAACUACUCCUCGGUCUAAUCCUCAGACUCCUCCUCAGAUUAUCCUCAAACUCCUCAGAUUAUCCUCAAACUCCUCAGAUUAUCAUCAAACUCCUCAGACUACUCCUCAAACUCCUCAAAUUAUCCUCAGACAACUCCUGAAACUACUCCUCAGACAACUCCUCAGAUUAUCCUCAAACUCCUCAGAUUAUCCUCAAACACCUCAGACUACUCCUCAGACUACUCCUGAAACUACUCCUCAGACAACUCCUCAGAUUAUCCUCAAACACCUCAGACUACUCCUCAGACUACUCCUCAAACUACUCCUCAGACUACUCCUCAAACUCCUCAGAUUAUCAUCAAACUCCUCAAACUACUCCUCGGUCUAA
This is a messenger RNA of Trichomonas vaginalis G3, 819 nucleotides long. RefSeq lists its product as uncharacterized. The transcript has a single exon. Lineage: Eukaryota; Parabasalia; Trichomonadida; Trichomonadidae. The coding region runs from base 1 to 819 and encodes 272 amino acids. The record is from RefSeq and is a predicted model, not a curated record.